CGCUGUACACCAGUGUGUAACGAACCACCAUAGCAUAGGAAGUAUGUCCGUUCUUACAGUAGCUGUUGUGGUUGCCCUACUUUGCGGCGACUCAGCCUCCGCAGCGACGGAUCUGAUCCAUCAUGAGGUUCUGGACGAGAACGGUGACUUCCUCCUGUUCUGGACGUACGAUGGCGCGCAGAUCGAGCUGGAGGCCCGGGUGAGGACCCGAGGGUGGGUCGGCCUCGGGCUGUCCCCGAACGGAGGCAUGCCGGGAUCGGACAUCGUCAUUGGCUGGGUGAAGGACGGACAGGCGUAUCUCACGGACCGUUAUGCUGACGAAAAGGCACUGCCCCCUGAGGACGAGAGCCAGGACUGGGAACUGCUGUCUGGGUACGAGAACGACACCCACACCGUCCUCAGGUUCAAACGGAAACUACAGACGUGUGACGUCAGAGAUCGCGUCAUCAACAAAGACACCCAGCGCGUUUUGUGGGCGUGGAACGACCGUGACCCUGAUGACGUCACGGGUCCAGCCUACCACACCCACCGCGGGGUCCGCAGCAGUAUCCUCCUCAGGAACGACAUCGAGGCUGAGUCCCUUCCCAACGUCAUCCGAUCACAUGACGUGGUCAUGACCAAUACAGCAAUCCCGUCCAAACAAACAACCUACUGGUGCAAACUGGUGGAGAUGCCCCCACUGCAGACAAAGCAUCACAUAUUCAAGGUACAACCUGUGAUCACCCCUGGCAACGAAGGAGUGGUUCAUCACAUUUUAGUGUACAAAUGCCAUAUCAACCCCAACCGCACGGCGGCGCCCCAAGAACAUCCGGGACACGAGUGCUUCACUCCUAACAUGCCCCUCGACUGGAAAGAAUGCUAUCAAGGCAACUUAAUAGCAGUCUGGGGUAUCGGGACAGGGGACCUGAGCUUCCCCAGCCAUGUCGGGUAUCCCAUCGGUGACGAGGAUGACGGAGGCCAGGUGCUGAUGGAGGUGCACUACGACAAUCCCGAACAGAAGGAAGGCAUGACGGAUAAUUCCGGACUGAGGCUCCUGUACACACCGGAACUACGUCAGCAUGACGUAGGUGUCCUUUUGGUGUCGCAGAGCGUCGACCACGCCCUCGUCAUCCCCCCUCGUGCCGUGGAGUACAACGUGGACAACUUCUGCCACCAGGAAUGUCUGGACACGUUCCUGGAUGAAGCCGGAGAACCCGUUCAAGUGUUUGGCGUCAUGCCCCACGCUCACCUGCUCGCCAAGAAGAUGAGAACCACGCUGAUCAGAGACGGCGUGGAGACGGUUCUGUCAAGUGAUGACAACUACGACUUCAACCUGCAGUACAUCCGGAUGCUGGAAGAGGAAGUCACCAUCAAAAAGGGGGACACGAUCAUGACACGAUGUACGUACAACUCGGAACACAAGACCGAGCCUGUUUACGGAGGACUGUCAACCGAGAACGAGAUGUGCGACAGUUUUCUCUUCUACUACCCGCGGAUGAGUCUCCGCUGGUGUGAGAGCCAUGCGCACCCGCUCAACAUCCUCGGCUUCGCCGGUGUACAGGAGAUCGGUUACAGCUCGGAGGCUCCUGUCUUUAUUGAUAGCAUCCCUAUCGUCAAACCAGCCAACAUGUCCAACAUGACAUACUUGGAUGUUGUCGAGAGCAUUGUGUGGGGUCAGGAUAAGGCACAGCAGUACUCCCAGCAUCUCCGGAGUGGAAACUUCGUCUCUCGUUGUGGAGGCAAAAUGCAGACAGAUGGCGACACGAUUCUGUACACAAAGGAGAGCCUGCUGCCCCACCCGACAGUACCGGCCGCCGCACCAGUCUUCACCUGCAGCACGUCUUCGGGGACUGUUGGGCCUCAGCUGUCCGCACCACUGCCUUUCAUGGCGGUCAUGACUUCUUUGACAAUCCUGUUCACACUGUAGCCGCCGCUAAUUGCCGUCUCGUAAACGGUCAAGCGACGAGCCACAUGCCACUGGUAAUAAAUCUGCCUGGAGAUUAUCAACUGUGUUGCUUCUGCUGGGCGUCUUGUCAUGAAUAAACUAUGAACUUUUAUAUUGCUUCCAGAUAAUUGUGAACAUUUCCAGAAACAAGUGUUCUUAAGAUGCCCUCACGGGACAUUAGGGUAGCUCUGAGAAACAUGACCCGAAGUUGUGAUGGUAAAGAAUACAAGUUUACAUUGUGUCGUCGUCUAUAUGAUGUCGUAAACCGCAUUUGUGGUUAUAGUUUGCAUUUUUUUAAACCUUAAUUACUUCUUAGGUUAAGUUCCAAACGUUUAAAAGUUCAUGUUAGCUUUUUUACCGCUUUUUUGUUAUCUUCUGUUCAUCUUGUUGUCGCCUAGCAACAUCGGUUGAAUUAACAACGAAUUGUAUCUUAACUGUAGUAACUAAUGAUAUAAACCAUGUAGUGCGAAGAUCUUAGUUUUUUUUAUGGAUCUAUUUAACCUAAAAUAUAUAUGCCUUCUAGCAUUUAGAGAAAGAAGGCUGGAGUAUAUAAGUGGCCACGUGGAGUGUUGAUGUUUAAAACAUGCACAAGUCAGUUAGGUGUUACAAAACACGACCAUCCAGGUGAAAACUCCUAAUCAAUGUCUCUUAUACACAGAAUUAUGUUUAUCGUGGUUUGCACGAUGUAAUUUUUUAAUUGUUAUUUUCUUCUACAAGCUUUUUUUCUAUCAUAUAGCAUGUUAAUCGUGCCUUUCGUAAUAAAUCUAUGAGCCUGGACAGGA
Branchiostoma floridae (Florida lancelet) is the source of this 2706-nucleotide messenger RNA. RefSeq names its product DBH-like monooxygenase protein 1 homolog. NCBI's taxonomy places the organism in Eukaryota, Metazoa, Chordata, Leptocardii, Amphioxiformes, Branchiostomatidae. Gene Ontology annotation, biological process: octopamine biosynthetic process; dopamine catabolic process; norepinephrine biosynthetic process. Gene Ontology annotation, cellular component: secretory granule membrane. The coding region runs from base 44 to 1906 and encodes 620 amino acids. The transcript has 13 exons. The record is from RefSeq and is a predicted model, not a curated record. Gene Ontology annotation, molecular function: copper ion binding; dopamine beta-monooxygenase activity.